GGACAGACACGUCACAGUGAUCAUAGCCAUUUCACGUUUCUUUCACCCCUUGGGUGCCACUUCUGAAGGAUCCUUCAGUGGGUAGCCAUCCUCGUCCUCGUUAGAGCUCUGGGAAGGAAGGUGGCAGAGAGACAGGGCCAGUCUGCCCGACCAAGCGAGGUUCUAGUCCAGCUCCAUGGCCCCAGGGGGCCAGCAGUAGAAGAUGGCAGGUGGAGGCCGUGAUCUCAGCUGCAGGCUGUUCACUGGGGACCAAAACCCAGGGGAGCAGAAUGUGGAGGAGCAGCUUUUCUAUGAGUUCAUUUUCAGGUUCUUCAAAGAAAAUAAGGUGGAGAUUGCGAGUGCAAUAAGGAAGCCAUUUCCCCUUUUUAUGUGCCUACGAGACCGAGGCCUUCUCCCUGAACAGCUGUUUGGACAUUUUCAAGAAGCUUGUAUAAACCUGGUCCCCGUGGAGACAGUGGCAUAUAAAGUGCUCAGUGAGCUGGAGAAGAGAUUUGACAAGACAGUUCUGGAGGUAUUGUUCAGCAAGGUGAACCUGGAGGCGUAUCCUGCUUUACUUGAGGUUUUCAGAAACUUCCAAAAUGCGAUUCAUGAGUACUUCAGUUACCAAGCUAUUGAUGAGGAAGAGACAAAGGAGAUACUUAACUCCCAACACAUCUGUGGACAAGAUGCCACCCUACCUGGAGCUGGAAUUCAACAGUGUCUCAGUAAUGGACAGCAGAUAAGUACAAAGGAAGAAGAUCCACCUCUUGACCCAAAUAUUUCAAUAAAAAUCCAGGACAUGACAAAUGAACCUGCCCAAGAAUCUCAACAAGCAGUGUGUUGUAAAUACUCACCUGUCCACAUGAAUGAUGUAAGAGGGACAGAAGAUAGACCCGGCUUAUUGCCACAUGAUGGACAGGCCAUAAAUUCAGACGUCCUUGGGAUUUUAUUUUCUUCUGAAGAGGACAGCAAGGCCUGCUGUAUGACUUGUGAUGGAAAACAGCCUCAGGAAGCCUUGAAUUCCCCACCAACAUAUGAGCCAGUUUCCUGUGAGCAUGAAGACCUCCAAAGGACUAGUGGUGAGGAUUCUGAAGAGAUACCCAAACUGCUACCAGUUAAUGGGGGAGAUCUACAAAUGGGUGGAGCAGGAGAAUCAGAAGAAAUGCCCACCUUACUGCCUUAUGAUGGAGAAGUGACCUGUGAUUUUGAAGUUUCAGAGUUGACUAGCCUAGAAGUAGACAAGGUGCUCAGCUUCCUACCUGCUGAAGGAGAAGAGGACAGCAAUGUCUGUUGGGAUCUCAGUGAUGGAGAAGAGCUCCAGGAGACCUUGAGCCUCCCACCCAGAGGUGAGCCAGUGUCCCAUGAACCUGAAGCUCCUCAAAUGACCAAAGAGAAACCAGGGGAGGUGUCCAGCCACCUACUAUGUAAUGAAGAAGUAGCUGGUGAACUGGAAGCUCCCCAAAUGGGAGGGGAAGGAGAAUCUGAAGAGCUUACCUCUAGCCUACCACCCUGUGAUGAACAAGAAGAUGAAUCAGGAUGUCCAGAAGCAAGAACUGAAAGCAGCCAAGCACAGGACACAGAAGAUACUGUGGAUCUUGGAAACAAUUCUACUCUGGGGAAACUCAAGAGGAAAAGAAGAAAAAAGAAAGGACAUGCCUGGACAAGAUAUAGAAGGAAAUGGCAAAGAAACAUACAUCAAGGAGAAUCAGAGCCACCAGCACAUGGAAAUGAGAUGUGUUCCUGUGUUAUGUGCUUCUCAAAAGAUGUGCCAGGAGGUCAGGAGCCAAGCAGUGGAAGGAAUCAAGAUCCUGUGGAUCUUGGAAACAACUCUACUUUGGGAAAACUCAAGAAAAAAAGAAGAAAAUAUAAAGGGCAUGCCUGGACAAGAUAUAGAAAGAAACAGCAGAGAAACAUACAUCAAGGAGGGUCAAGAAAGCACAGAGAUAACACUGUGAAUUUUUGCUCUGCAAUACUUCCUGUGACCUGUAGACAGGCCAAAGGCAUGUUAUAUAAGAAGAAAUUGAAACAAGGAGUCAUGAGGAAGUGCAUACAGAGUGAGGAUGGAAAUUGGUUCACUCCCAGAGAGUUUGAAAUCAAAGGCGGCAGUGCAAGAUGCAAGGACUGGAGGCAGAGUGUGUGCUGUGGCGGGAGAACCCUACGAUGGCUGAUGGAGAAAGGAUUUCUCUAUAAUCCUCCAAGAAUAUAUGAAGGGAGAGAAAAGCGGAGAAUAUCAAACUCUCACAACAGUAUCUUAGCUGACCUGUGUCUGAAUAACUCAGAUGUAUGUGAGAUCUGCCUGGAUGGAGGAAUGCUCUUCUGCUGUGACACAUGUUCCAGAUCCUUUCAUGGCUACUGCCACCUUCCACCUGUGGAGACUGAGAGGAGCCCGUGGAGUUGCAUCUUCUGCAGGAUAAAGGAGUUUUCAGGAAGUCAGCAGUGCAUCAGGGAAUCUGAGGUCCUGGCGAGGCCAAUGGGGCCUGAGGAACAGCUGAAAUGUGAGUUCCUCCUCUUGAAAGUAUAUCGCCAUCCAGAGAGCUCAUAUUUUGCGAAGAUUCCAUAUUAUUAUUAUGUCAAAGAAGUGUCUGAAAACCUAAAGGAACCCAUGUGGUUGGACAAAAUCAAGAAUACGCUACUAGAGCACGGUUACUCCCAAAUAAACGGGUUUGUGCGGGACAUGCGCCUCAUCUUUCAGAACCACAGGGCAUCGUACAAGUACAAUGACUUUGGCUUAAUGGGCCUUAGACUGGAGGAGAAAUUUGAGAAGACUUUGAAGGAAGUGUUUGCUAUUCAGGAAACAAAUGGAAGCAGUUCACCGGUAUACUGAAUGCUGCUGGUACUGCAGGAAAUCACCCUUGGGGGCUGACUUGUCAUUUUGUGGCUGCUGUGAGGGUUGGCUGCCAAUCUACCUCUGAGUGGCAUGACUCAUGCUCCCCACUCAGCUCAGGCUGGAGCUAGUCCCAGCUGUGACCAGAUCCUCGCUUAGCUUUCCACCAUGCAUGCUAUCCUGCUCCCCUGACCGCUCCUUCUCCUGAGAGAUUUCUCACAAUAAAUGACUGACUG
Messenger RNA from Phyllostomus hastatus (greater spear-nosed bat), 3039 nucleotides. RefSeq names its product nuclear body protein SP140-like protein. The transcript has 28 exons. Lineage: Eukaryota; Metazoa; Chordata; Mammalia; Chiroptera; Phyllostomidae. Bases 203 to 2803 code for a protein of 866 amino acids. Gene Ontology annotation, biological process: regulation of transcription by RNA polymerase II. The record is from RefSeq and is a predicted model, not a curated record. Gene Ontology annotation, cellular component: nucleus. Gene Ontology annotation, molecular function: DNA-binding transcription factor activity, RNA polymerase II-specific; DNA binding; protein binding.